Messenger RNA from Spea bombifrons (plains spadefoot toad), 854 nucleotides. RefSeq names its product ras-related protein Rab-8A-like. Gene Ontology annotation, cellular component: insulin-responsive compartment; recycling endosome; Golgi apparatus. Gene Ontology annotation, molecular function: GTP binding; GTPase activity. The coding region runs from base 98 to 694 and encodes 198 amino acids. The record is from RefSeq and is a predicted model, not a curated record. The transcript has 6 exons. Gene Ontology annotation, biological process: cellular response to insulin stimulus. Lineage: Eukaryota; Metazoa; Chordata; Amphibia; Anura; Pelobatidae.
CGCAGCUUGAUAUGCGGGCUGUGAAAAGGGUGAGCUAUGUACGGGACGGUGCUCGGCUCGGAGUAGACGGGAGACUGUGCUAUCCGCGGCGGGGGGCAUGGCCGGGGCUCAUCCCGCAGACUACCAGAUAAAGCUGGUGAUGACUGGGGAUUCCAACGUUGGGAAAACGUGUAUUCUCACCAGGUACACGGAUAACGUCAUCCCUUCUUACAUCUCGACUGUAGGUAUUGAUUUUAAAACAAAGACAAUUAAUGUUGAUGAUAAAACAAUAAAACUUCAGAUAUGGGAUACAGCAGGACAAGAGCGAUUUCACACCUUAAGUGUCAGCUAUUUUCGUGGAGCUCAAGGUUUUGUUCUGGUUUAUGACAUCACAAACAUGGUCUCAUUUGAAAAUACAGCAUUGUGGAUGAGAGACAUACACAUGAAAGCCGGUGAAGACGUAGAGGUGAUUCUCUUGGGAAAUAAGUGUGACAAGGAAGACGAACGUGAAGUUUCAAGAGAAAGAGGGGAAAAGCUUGCCUGGGAGUUUGGAAUACCAUUUUUUGAGACAAGUGCCACAAAAAAUAUCAACGUUGAAACAGCGUUUUUAACGUUGUCAAAGGCUAUACGUUCAAGGAGGUUUUUAUUGAUUGAUCAUAAUGUGGUGGAUUUGAAAGAAUCAAAGAAAAAGGCACCCUGCUUGAUUUGUGGUUAAAGAAAACUCGGUCCUUGUACCAUAUAUCUGCAAGGGACUGAUGCUGUUGGUUUUCCCGUGUGAUAUAGACUUCUAUAAGCAAACUGGGAUAUUUUCAGAGGGUCAGCAACUCCAUAUUAAUGCCCAUGGCUUUGGAAUGGGAUGUCUGACAAUCGUUUAU